Messenger RNA from Xyrauchen texanus (razorback sucker), 3334 nucleotides. RefSeq names its product ATP-dependent 6-phosphofructokinase, platelet type-like. The transcript has 23 exons. Lineage: Eukaryota; Metazoa; Chordata; Actinopteri; Cypriniformes; Catostomidae. Gene Ontology annotation, molecular function: AMP binding; ATP binding; fructose-6-phosphate binding. The record is from RefSeq and is a predicted model, not a curated record. Gene Ontology annotation, biological process: fructose 1,6-bisphosphate metabolic process; fructose 6-phosphate metabolic process; canonical glycolysis. The coding region runs from base 167 to 2671 and encodes 834 amino acids. Gene Ontology annotation, cellular component: 6-phosphofructokinase complex; membrane; cytoplasm.
GGACCGUGGGAGGAGGCGAAGCGCACGUCCGACACCGGAGGAGAAGUUGAUCAGUGGAGCCUUUUAUCCUCUAUAGGCGUGACAGCUUGCUUUGGAGAAUCUUGCAUUCCUCACCUUGGCAUUAAAGCUAAUAGUCUGUUUGGGAAGAUAGGCUAUCCGUGGAAUAAUGCCGGACACUAAAAAAUUCUUCGAGAACCUCUCUGGAUCAGGGAAGUCUAUUGGCGUCCUGACAAGCGGUGGAGAUGCGCAAGGUAUGAAUGCUGCUGUGAGGGCAGUGGUCAGAAUGGGGAUCUAUGUGGGAGCCAAAGUUUAUUUCAUUCAUGAGGGUUACCAGGGCAUGGUGGAUGGAGGUGACAACAACAUCAAAGAGGCAUCAUGGGAAAGUGUUUCCAGUAUGUUACAAGUGGGUGGCACUGUGAUUGGCAGUGCACGAUGUAAGGAUUUUCGCUCCCAUGAGGGACGUUUGCGUGCAGCUUUAAACCUGGUGCAGCGCGGCAUCACGAACUUGUGUGUGAUUGGUGGAGAUGGCAGUUUGACUGGGGCUAAUCUCUUCAGGGAGGAGUGGAGUGGUCUAUUGGAUGAGCUUGUCCAAUCAGGUCAAAUCAGUGAAGAGGCGGCCCAGACUCAUUCUGCACUGCAUAUUGUUGGGAUGGUGGGUUCUAUAGACAAUGAUUUCUGUGGGACCGAUAUGACCAUCGGCACUGACUCGGCACUGCACAGGAUCAUCGAAGUGGUGGACGCAAUAAUGACCACUGCACAGAGCCAUCAGAGGACGUUUGUACUGGAGGUCAUGGGGAGACACUGCGGGUAUCUAGCUUUAGUCAGUGCGCUUGCGUGUGGUGCUGACUGGGUGCUGAUUCCAGAAAAGCCUCCCAAAGAUGGCUGGGAGGAACAGAUGUGUCAUAAACUAUCAGAGAAUCGUGCUGAUAAGAAACGGCUUAACAUCAUCAUAGUAGCUGAAGGUGCAAUAGACCAAAAGAACAAACCCAUAACCACAGAUUACAUAAAGGACCUGGUGGUCGGGUGUUUGGGAUUUGACACACGAGUCACCAUUCUAGGUCACGUCCAGAGGGGAGGAACGCCCUCUGCUUUCGACAGGAUUUUGGCGAGUCGUAUGGGUGUGGAAGCUGUGUUGGCGCUGUUAGAAGCGUCUCCUGGUACCCCAGCUUGUGUGGUGUCUCUGUGUGGGAACCAAGCAGUCAGGGUACCUCUGAUGGAGUGUGUUCAGAUGACCCAGGAGGUACAGAAGGCCAUGGAUGAAAAGAGGUUUGAAGAAGCAGUAAAGCUGCGUGGCAGAAGUUUCGAAAACAACCUGAACACCUACAAACUCUUGUCUUAUCGCAAAUCUGAUGCUGAACUUCCACAUAGUUCCUUUAAUGUGGCCAUAUUGAAUGUUGGCGCUCCUGCAGCCGGCAUGAAUGCGGCUGUGCGUUCGGCUGUGAGGGUGGGGAUCACAGAGGGCCACACCAUGUUUGCUGUUAAUGAUGGUUUUGAGGGCUUCUACAAGGGGCAGAUAAAAGAAAUUAAAUGGGGUGAUGUUGGGGGCUGGACAGGCCAGGGCGGGUCCCUGCUAGGAACAAAAAGAACUCUUCCAGCAAAACACGUUGAUAAAAUUGCAGAACAAAUGAGGAUUCACAACAUCAAUGCUUUACUGGUUAUUGGAGGAUUUGAGGCAUAUCUGGGGUUGAUGGAGCUGCAAGCAGCUCGUUCCGAACACGCAGAGCUUUGUGUUCCCAUGGUGAUGGUCCCGGCCACUGUGUCCAACAAUAUACCUGGUUCAGAUCUGAGUAUUGGGGCAGACACUGCCCUCAAUGCCAUCACGGAUGCUUUUGAAAGUUUGCUGCAGCUGGUUGAUGCCCGCAGCAGCUAUGAGGAGUUCUGUGUGCCCAUGUGCAUGGUGCCCGCCACCAUCAGUAAUAAUGUAGCCGGCACUGACCUCAGCAUCGGUGCUGACACCUCACUCAAUGCCAUAGUGGAGACGUGUGAUCGUAUAAAGCAGUCAGCCAGCGGUACGAAGCAUCGUGUGUUCAUCAUUGAGACUAUGGGUGGUUACUGUGGUUACCUGGCCACUGUGGGGGGGCUGGCGGCCGGAGCUGAUGCAGCAUAUAUCUACGAAGAGCCAUUUGACAUCCGAGACCUUCAGUCUAAUGUGGAACAUUUAACUGAGAAGAUGAAGACCUGCAUCCAGAGAGGAUUAGUGCUCAGGAAUGAGAACAGCAGUGAGAACUACACCACUGACUUCAUCUACCAGCUGUACUCUGAAGAAGGCAAAGGAGUAUUUGACUGCAGAAAGAAUGUCCUGGGACACAUGCAGCAGGGUGGUGCUCCAUCCCCAUUUGACAGGAACUUUGGCACCAAGAUUGCAGCUAAAGCCAUGCAGUGGAUCUCCAAGAAGCUCAAAGAGUUUUACAGAGAAGGCCAUGUGUUCGCAAACACUGAGGAUUCUGCGUGUUUGUUGGGGAUGCGUCGCAGGGCUCUGGUCUUUCAGCCCGUUGUACAACUCAAGGAUGAGACAGAUUUCGUUCACAGGAUCCCAAAGGAACAGUGGUGGCUCAAACUGCGUCCCCUUAUGAAGAUUCUGGCCAAGUACAAGACCAGCUACGACGUGUCCGAUUCAGGCCAGCUAGAACACAUUGUCCGUCUGAGAGCUAAAGACAACUCUGCUAUUUAAAAUCAGCUGUGUAAACCAUACAAUCUUGCAAGUAUAGCUUUAUUUAUUAAGGUGAGGACAUGUUCUAGCAUCCCCCACCAGAUCUAUAGUUAUCUGUAUUGACCUUAACAAUCAUAUAUAUAUAUAUAUAUAUAAUUGGUUCACAUGAAACUGACCAUAGACAUAAAACCAAGAGGUUCAUCCUUAAAUGUUAGAACAGUGUAUUGUAAUGAUAUCAAUUGAUGAUCCAUAUGCUCAAGCAGUUAGCUAGUCAACCCUGUUUACUGGGGCAAGUGGUAUAUUUUGUGAAUAUUCAAUCAUUUGAAUAGUUAUUAAUUAAUUUACAGCUUAUUUUCAGUGAAUAUGGAAAUCUGUAGAAAUGGUCCUGCUCUUCUGGCUUUCAGUGAUGUUACGCCAUUUAAGAGAUGUGUUUGUGGAGCAUCAAUUCCAUUGAGUCUUCCGUCCAAGCUGCUGUGCUGUGUUUUCUGUUCUGUUUAGUACUGGCACUUCACACCAAAGCAGAUGUUAUAGUGUUUUUUGUAUGAUGUUUUUGUGUGUAAGCCACCAAUGAUGCAUAAACUCCCUUUAGAAAUGUAAUCAGUGUGGCUUGUCAUUUAUGAGUUUAUUAAGAGAUCAUAGUUGCUUCGAUUUAGACAAUGUAAUAUAAAAACAAUCCACAUUGCA